AUGUGCAACACCAGCUGCUCCGCUGCCUGCCAGCCGGCCUGCUCCGGGUCCCCGUGCUGCCCAGCCCUGGGCUGUGGGGUCCCCUGCUGCCGCCCGGCCUCCUGCGUGGCUCUGCUGUGCCAGCCCGUGUGCGGCGUGGGUGCCUCCUGCCAGGCAGCCUGCUGUGUGCCCGUGUGCUGCAAGCCCGCCGUGUGCGUGCCUGUGUGCUGCAAGCCCGCCGUGUGCGAGCCCAUGUGCUGCAAGCCCGCCGUGUGCGUGGUCCCCUCCUGCCAGUCCUCCUCCUGCUGCCAGCCCUCCUGCCCUGCCCUCCUCUGCAGUCCUGUCUGCUGCAGCACCCCUGCCUCGUGCUGA
Choloepus didactylus (southern two-toed sloth) is the source of this 351-nucleotide messenger RNA. Its product is annotated as keratin-associated protein 12-1-like. The record is from RefSeq and is a predicted model, not a curated record. The transcript has a single exon. The coding region runs from base 1 to 351 and encodes 116 amino acids. Lineage: Eukaryota; Metazoa; Chordata; Mammalia; Pilosa; Megalonychidae. Gene Ontology annotation, cellular component: keratin filament.